AUGGGGAAAGUGCAGAGUAAAAUCAGCUUCCACACCUCCAAAUACAGGGCCCAUGGCUGCACAGAGGAGACGGGGCCUGUCCGAGCCGUGGGGCAGCACAGCCCCGUGCACACCGACGGCGUCUCUUCUGUGGCUGCCCUCAGACCAGACCUGUGUGUGUCAGGAGGGAGGGAUAAGAGCGUGGCUGUCUGCAGCUGGAGAUCCGGGGCUGCGCUGCGCCGCUUCGUCGGCCACGAGCGGGAGGUCACCAAGGUCUCCUCUGCCCUCGACUCAGACAGAGUCUUCAGCGCCUCCCGGGACAAGACCGUGAUGAUGUGGGAGCUCCACGGGACCGCGGGGCCGAGCCAGCACUUCCCAGGGCAUGACCUGGUUGUUACUGGGCUGGCUGUGAGCCCGGAUGCCUCCCAGCUGUUCACAGGCUCGCGAGACAACACGGUGUGCAAGUGGGACACGGAGACCGGAGAGUGUCUGGGCAGAGUCGCGAUCUCCAGGAAUCUGGUCACCCAUCUGUGCUGGGUUCCUGGGGAGCCUUACAUCAUCCAGACCUCAGAGGAUAAAACAAUCAG
Molecule: messenger RNA, 566 nt
Organism: Merops nubicus (carmine bee-eater)
Lineage: Eukaryota; Metazoa; Chordata; Aves; Coraciiformes; Meropidae
Gene: WDR31
Product: WD repeat domain 31
Exons: 6
Molecular function (GO): protein binding
Source: RefSeq, a predicted model, not a curated record